Molecule: messenger RNA, 726 nt
Organism: Candidula unifasciata
Lineage: Eukaryota; Metazoa; Mollusca; Gastropoda; Stylommatophora; Geomitridae
Source: the annotation of a GenBank genome assembly
AUGGAUUCCGGACAGCGAGAGCAGUUACUUGUUCAAGACUGGCUUUUGACUCCGGAGGGAGCAGAUGUUUUAAGGAGCCUUUCUGUGAAUGAUAAACAGCUUAUGCCAUAUGGUUUGUUGGAGCGACCCAUUUUGCCUGCUAGCACUCAUCUUGAAGAUGUCCAUUAUAAAUUAAUAGUGGUGGGCAAAGGGGCUGUUGGCAAGACAAGCACUGUUGCCCAUCUGUCGGGUCGUACAGUUCCUGAUGUGCACAGUGAAACUGCAGGCAUCCAGACGACAAAGAUUUAUUGGCCGGUUAAGAUCGCUCACUUAAACAAGAAAGUACUGAUGAAUUUGACCUUCUGGGACACUGGAGAAGUUUCCAGCAAAAAAUUUGACCACAUUUUUCCAGCGUGUAAAAGUGAACUGGAUGGAAUUCUUUAUUUGUUUUCAUUCGUUGAUAAAAGUAGUUGGGAGGAGCUCCCUAAUUUGAUUGCCAGGCUGACAGAACCAGGAGACACACUAGCAACAACUGUCAUUGGUACAAAAUUUGACCAGUUUGCCCACAGUGAGGUUAGUCAACGAGAUUUGCGAAACUUUGAGAAAAGAUGGCAAACAACAGUAUUGAAGAUCAGCAAUGUGCCAACUUGUGAUGAUAGUAAUGGAUUGGGAGCUAUUAUCUCUUUAUUGAACUGCAUAUGUAAUAAUUUGUUGAAACGGGAUGUGUUGAGAGAGGAAAGAAAGUGA